ACAUCCAUCCCCUCCAUGGCCAAAGCAUCUCACCCAAACGAUAAACACAGGAGCUGGCUACUAGAGAAUACAAUGGCCUCCUCUUCCUCCUUGUUUCUCCUCGCUGCCCUUCUUGCGCUGGCCUCGUGGCAGGCAGUCGCCUAUGAUCCUAGCCCCCUCCAAGACUUCUGUGUCGCCGACAUGAAAUCACCUGUGCUAGUAAAUGGAUUUGCUUGCAAGGACCCAAUGGCUGUCACCUCGGAUGACUUCUUCAAUGAUGCCAGGAUAAUCGGCCAGCCUAGGAAUACUAUGGGUAGCAAGGUUGGGUCCAACGUCACCAACAUCAAUGUGAUGAACUUCCCUGGCCUGAACACCCUCGGCAUCUCACUGGCACGUAUCGACUAUGCGCCCUUGGGAGUGAACCCACCGCACAUACACCCCCGUGCCACUGAGCUCCUCACCGUGCUCGAGGGAACACUCUACCUUGGCUUUGUCACGUCCAACCCCAACAGGCUCUUCUCCAAGGUGGUUAAGAAAGGUGAUGUGUUCGUGUUCCCUAAGGCAAUGAUCCACUUCCAAAUGAACCUAGCGCAUGACAAGCCAGCAGCUGCGUUGUCAUCACUCAGCAGCCAAAAUCCUGGGGUUAUUACCAUUGCUAAUGCAGUGUUUGGAUCAAAGCCACCGAUCUCGGACGAUGUUUUGGCCAAGGCGUUUCAGGUGGAAAAGAAACUCAUAGAUUGGCUCCAAUCACAGUUCUGGGAGAACAACCACUACUGAUUAUAUAUUCUCUAUGGGUUGCACCUACGUGAAAGAUACAUUCACCUAUAUAAUACUAUAAAGAAUAAAUUGCAUGUAAUAUUUAUGCGUGCCUGCGAGCCGUGAGUUUUUGUUUUCCUUCUGAAUCCUGACACGAUAUGUGUUUGUCGGGUUGAUGUCAUAAGCAGUAUGUUUGCUUUUCACUGUCUAAUGAAUAAAAUAAAUGGUGUCAUUUUCCCUCGUUAAUGAAAAAGAAA
This is a messenger RNA of Phragmites australis (common reed), 992 nucleotides long. RefSeq names its product germin-like protein 8-4. Gene Ontology annotation, molecular function: manganese ion binding. Bases 16 to 756 code for a protein of 246 amino acids. The transcript is spliced from 2 exons. Gene Ontology annotation, cellular component: cell wall. NCBI's taxonomy places the organism in Eukaryota, Viridiplantae, Streptophyta, Magnoliopsida, Poales, Poaceae. The record is from RefSeq and is a predicted model, not a curated record.